This is a messenger RNA of Myotis lucifugus (little brown bat), 5479 nucleotides long. RefSeq names its product pleckstrin homology, MyTH4 and FERM domain containing H1 (gene PLEKHH1). Gene Ontology annotation, cellular component: cytoskeleton. The record is from RefSeq and is a predicted model, not a curated record. NCBI's taxonomy places the organism in Eukaryota, Metazoa, Chordata, Mammalia, Chiroptera, Vespertilionidae.
GCUGCCGAGGAACGGAGACCCGGCGGCCGCUGUGGACGAAAACGACGCAAAGGUCAGCGGCGGACGCGCGCGGAGGGCGCCCGGGUGCCGGGUGCGCGGCGGGGGUACCCGCGAGCUCGAGGGAGGGGUCCCUGAAUAUCCAAAAGUUGAUUCCAUCAUGGCCGAGCCCAAGGUGGAGACCCAGACCAGCAUGGACUGGCAGAAACGCUACCUGGCCCUGGAAACCCAGCUUGUGCGGUUCCGCCUGCAGGCCAGCAAGAUAAGGGAGCUGCUUUCUGACAAGAUGCAGGAGCUGGAGCAGAGGCUGCAGGAGGCUGAGCAGAGAGCAGAGAACUCGGAGACCCAGGUGAGUGUGAUGGAAGAGAAGGUGAAACUCUCCAACCUGAAGAACGUGGGCUCCGCAGGCAGCCUGCACCGGAAGUACCAAGAAUUACUGAAAGCUGUGCAGGGCAAAGAUGAGCGCAUCGGCCAGCUGGAGGCACAGCUGGAGAAGCAGAAGCAGAUGAGAGCUGAGGAAGCAAAGAUUGUUCAAGAAAAAGCUGCAAAGAUCAAGGAAUGGGUGACCCUAAAGUUAGCAGAGCUUGAGAUGGAGAACCAGCACUUGAAAAGCUGUAAUCAGCGCCUGGUGGAGCAGGUGGCAGCCCUUCAAGAAGCCCUAGAAGCUCUUCAGAUGGCGCUUUCAGAGAAUCUGCUGGUGGCCCCCCAGGAAAUCCCAGAGCAGGAUUCUGUCCCUGCAGGGCCAGGAGCCCAGCUGAUGGGGCAGGACAGUGGUGCUCAGGCUCAGGAUCCUCUGAAGGCCGCUCUGCCAAGCGAGGACUCUGUCCCUGAAGUGAGAAGCGCCACGGAGGAGUUCGGUUCCAUCGUGGUCCGUCCCGGGGGACUAUCAGAGGCCAAGACCCUUCCAUCUCGUCUGGGAAGAGAGGGUUCUCCUGGCCAGCUGUGCAUGCAGACUUGCACCCCCGGACAUGCUUUGUCUUCCUGGGAUGAGGGCCUGGCCACUGCUCAGGCAGGGUCACUCCCUGGGACAAAGACCUCUGCCAGGGAAGGUGGCCCCGGCUGCAGCCUGACCCUCCCGAAGGUGCGGGAUCCCAGCGCCCCCUACGACAGUGUCCAGCUGGCCAAGCGGCACCACAGCCAGCCCCCGGUGGGCCCUGAGCGCUCCAACCACGUGGGGAGCGCGGAGAUUGGGACCCUCGCCGCCCUCCCCCACUCCGGCCUUCCCAAGGUGGCGGCCCCCGCUGAGCUCGAGGAGGAACCAGAGAAGAUGGAGAUGGAGGAGCCACCCCCAGCCGUGAGGAAGGAGGAAAGAGAGAGCCAGAAGGUCUCCACAGCUGAGCUGGAGGAAGUGGAUUCGGGAGGCAAACCCCCCACACCUCCCUUGCACCGGUUUCCAUCCUGGGAGAGCCGCAUCUAUGCCGUGGCCACGUCAGGCAUGUGUCUCUCGGACGUACCUCCCCGAAGUAGUGCCACCUGCUUCGGUUCGAGGCCUCCCUCUAUUUCGUCCCCUGGGCCUUUCUCGGGCCUUGUCUACAAGAACUGCACGGUGCCUGUCUACACAGUCCUGAAGGGGAGAGUCACGCAGAUCAGCACCGUGCCCUUUGUGGACGAGUCCUCUGGGUCCGAUGACGACUGCAGCUCUCAGGCGAGUUUCCAGAGCUCAGUCCCCUGCUCUGAGCCCAGGAAGACCAGUGGACUAGGCAGCCCCCGAGCUAUCAAGAGAGGCCUCGAAUCCUUCCCCCUGGGCCAGGUGUCUCCCAUGUCCUCUCUGAGCUCGGAGGGCGACUACGCCAUUCCCCCGGAUGCCUGCUCCUUGGACAGCGACUACUCAGAGCCUGAGCACAAACUACAGCGCACCUCAUCCUACUCCACUGAGGGGACGAACCCUGGCAGGAGUGAGCUGAGGGCGGAGUCGCUGGAGAAGUCAGGCUACCUGCUGAAAAUGGGCAGCCGGGUGAAGACGUGGAAGAGGCGCUGGUUUGUCCUGAGACAGGGACAGAUCCUGUACUACAAGUCCCCGAGUGAUAUCAUCCGGAAACCUCAAGGCCAAGUGGAACUGAACUCCCGUUGCCAGAUUGUUCGAGAGGAGGGUGCACAGACCUUCCAGCUCAUCUCUGAGAAGAAAACCUAUUACCUGACGGCCGACUCGCCCUGCCUGCUGGAGGAGUGGAUCCGAGUGCUGCAGAGGCUGCUGAAGGUCCAGGCCCUUGGGCCACCAGCCCUGCCUCAGGGGGGCACCAAGCCCACCGUGAAGGGCUGGCUGACCAAGGUAAAGCAUGGCCACUCCAAGCUGGUCUGGUGCGCUCUCGUCGGGAGAACCUUCUACUACUAUCGGAGCCACGAGGACAAGCGACCCCUGGGCCACCUGCCUGUGCAGGACGCACACGUAGAGGAAGUCGACCGAUCCUGCGACUCAGAUGAGGACUACGAGGCCGGAGGAACCGGGCGGCUGCUCUCCUCCCACUGCACCCUGGUGAUCCAACCUCCGGAGCACAGCCCCACCUACCUCCUCAUUGGCACCAAGCAUGAGAAGGACACGUGGCUGUAUCAUCUCACUGUGGCCACAGGGGGCAGCAGCGCCAAGGUGGGGACCGCCUAUGAGCAGCUCAUUGGCAAGCUGAUGGAUGCUGAGGGAGACCCAGACUCGCCCCUCUGGAGGCACCCCAUGCUGUGCUACAGCAAAGACGGGCUGUACACGUCCCUCACCACCCUGCCCUCCGAGGCCCUGCAGACUGAGGCCCUCAAGCUCUUCAAGUGUUGCCAGCUCUUCAUCAACGUGCCCGUGGAAGCCGCCUCGGUAGACUACCACGUGUCCCUGGUCCAGAGGGCCCUGCAGGUCUGCCUGGUUCACCCUGAACUGCAGAGCGAGAUCUACUGCCAACUCAUGAAGCAGACCAGCUGCCGCCCGCCUCAGAAGUACUCCCUCACGCAGUGCUGGCAGCUCCUGGCUCUGUGCGCCCCACUCUUCCUGCCCCAGCACCACUUCCUCUGGUACAUCAAACAGCAGCUCCAGCGCCACGCAGACCCCAGAAAUGAAACUGGCCAGUAUGCCACCUACUGCCAGCGGGCAGUGGAGCGGACCCUGCAGACUGGGGAGCGGGAAGCCAGGCCGUCGCGCACGGAAGUGAUGUCCAUCCUGCUGCGGAACCCCUUCCACCACUCCUUGCCCUUCAGCAUCCCCGUGCACUUCGCCAACGGGACCUACCAGGUGGUGGGCUUCGACGGCUCCUCCACAGUUGAUGAGUUCCUCCAGCGGCUGAACCAGGAGACAGGCAUGAGAAAUCCGUCCCACUCCGGCUUUGCCCUCUUCACAGACGAUCCGUCUGGCCGGGCCGUGGAACACUGCCUGCAGGGGAGAGUCAAGCUCUGCGAUGCCAUUUCCAAGUGGGAACAAGCCCUGAAGGAGCUGCACUCCAGGAAGUCUAAGGGUGGCACGCGUGACGUGAGGCUGAUGUACAAGAGCAGGCUGUACUUUCGGGGUCAAGUCAAAGGGGAGACGGAGCGCGAGCGUCUGCUGCUUGCCUUCCAGACCAGUGGCGAGAUCGUGGCCGGGAGGUUUCCUGUCAACAAGGAGCUGGCUCUGGAGAUGGCUGCCCUGAUGGCCCAGGUAGAGUUUGGGGACUUGGAGAGGCAUCUCUCGCCAAGCCCUGGGGGCACACCCCCUUCCAAGGCUCAGCACCACCUACAGCAGGUGCUAGACAGGUUCUACCCCAGGCGCUACCGAUACGGGACACCCACUGAACAGCUGAGGCACCUAGUAGAUCAGCUGACCACAAAGUGGGCAGCACUGCAAGGCUGCUCCCCUCCCGAGUGCAUCCGCAUCUACCUGACCGUGGCCCGGAAAUGGCCCUUCUUUGGUGCUAAGCUCUUUGCUGCUCAGCCUGUGCCGCUGUCUUCCAAGGAGAACCCUCUGGUGUGGAUUGCUGUGAAUGAGGAUGGUGUCAGCAUCCUGGACCACAACACGAUGCAAGUGCGUGUCACCUACCCCUACUCUUCAGUGACGACCUUUGGUGGCUGCCGGGACGACUUCAUGCUUGUGAUUAGAUCCAUUCCAGACCAGAGCUCUGGAAAAGGCCACAUUGAAAAGCUGACCUUCCGGAUGGCUGCUCCCAAGAUUGCAGAGGCUACUCUCCUCAUGGCCAGCUACAUGAGCCAUUGCUCCAUAACUGUGAACACACCCACCAAGCCACCUGCUGCCCACCAGCCAUGGGAACUGGCUGGACAACAGCUCUUUGCUUCUCUUCCACGGGCUGCCAAGGGGCCAACGUUGCUGUGAAUAUUUCUCCUGCCCCUGUCCCCGCCACCUGGUGCCUCUGGGGUUGGAGAUGCGAAUCCUGAGGCAUGACACUACUGUGAUGGGUCCAGCACCCUCCCCAGCCCGCCCUGGUUUGUUCUGUGAAGUGUGUACUUCAGUGUCCACGAAGCCUCUAUUCUCUAGGUGCCUUAUGUUUCAGGGCCCAACUUUUAAAAAGCCAGGCCCAGUAUAAAAACCACUGUUUUUUUUCCCCCACAAAAGUAUGAGCGCUGGAUUCUGCAUGCUUCUAGACAGACAGGGAGGUCUGGUUCCUGAGGGCGUCAGUGCCGUACGUCACAGCUUUCCCCACUGGCACCCCCGGGGAGGCGAAUCUGUUGUAUACUGUAUACGGUCCUUAUGUGGGGAUUUAUACUUGAAGUUUUCCCAACAUCCUCAAAUCCUGAGGACCAAAAUUUCCCGUUCACCCCAACUCUGACAAAAGCCUAGAACUCACUAAAACUAGGCUUCCUUUCGCAGAUGGGAAAGGGGGUGGCAGGGCUGGAGGGAAAGGAGCGGAGGCCUUUCCCUCCCCUGCUGCCCAUGAGUAGGUGCCCUGCAGUGCCCCUGCCCUCCGGGGCGGCAGCUCCUCUUUGUAGGACAGGAGCUCUCCCUGCUGAGAUCGAAGCUGCUCUUCCUCACACUGGACUGUAAGCCCAACUGGGUACAAGCUAAGGCAGGGGCAGGUCUAACUUGGCCUCCUCGUGUCUCCUUUUAACUACUGGACAGGGCUCAGUGAAGGCUGUGCUCACUGCUGUCGGACGAGGUGGCCAUCACUCGUUUCCCUGCUCUUCAAAAGACCAAGCAAAUGCACUCUGCUUUUUGCUGCUCUGGGAGCCACCAAAAUGAGUCAGAAACAGGAGACCCCUUGGGGCUCGAGGGCCUGGAUCUGCUCCUCGGGACUUCUGGCGAACUUCCGCUGGGAAUUAGUUUGAGGACAGAGGACAGGUGAUGUCUGUCCCAGAAACUGAAUGUUGCUUUCGCCUUUUGCCUUCCUAACGAUGCCAGUAUCCCCCUAUCGCACUGAGACCUUCUGUUAAGUGCAGAGGAGAUGCUCUGUUUCCACCCUCCCCUAACAAAGAAAGACGAAAGAGUUCACUGGUACUCUGAUUUUCCAACAUUGGAAACGGAGUUUUAUUUCAUAGCUCUAAGACAGUCUUACCGUAUGUCAAUAAAGUGCUGAAAACUGUA